CUGGUGUACUUGUUGGUUCUCCCUAUUUUUUCCCUAUAUUGAACCCUGGGGGAGGGAUCCUUGAGUGCUGUCGCACAACUACGGUCGACUACAGGCUGUACUUUACGAUUCGUGCCGUUCGAGUUAGUGCAGUGGAUGUUCUACACGAAGAGACUCAAAAAUAGCCCUAAAAGGCGAUUAAGUAUGACGGAUACCGACGGAGGGGCUCUGCGGGACUGUACGUAAAGAUGAGGACGCAUCCGGUGUGGGCGCUGGGCGCUUGCCAGACUGGGUGAAGUGAGAACGGAGAAGGGAAACCUGCUGAGAAAGAGAACCCACCACCCGGGACUGCUGGGGAGGACCUCUGUGCAGGUUCACACGACCGUCUGCAGGGGGGAGCUUCCUGACCCAUGGAGAAUUACUUCCAGGCCGAGGCCUUUAACCUGGAUAAGGUGCUGGAUGAGUUUGAGCAGAACGAAGAUGAGACUGAAGAUCUUUCCGAUGCCAAGUGGACCCAGAUCCUUGCCCCGCCGGCCCACCUGCUCUCUCUGAAUCCCGCCCUGGCCCACGCAGACCUCAGCCCGCAGGAGAGUCCUCUGCCCUUCAAAACUCUCCCGGACCCGUUGUCCAGCGCCUCCCCUAAGCGGCAUCCCGGUGCCGAACUGCCAUCCUGGGUGGAGGAGAGGCCGGCAGACGUCCACAGCCCGCCCUUACUCCAGCCCAACAUCGGCAAGCUGGUGGGCACGGACGACCACUCGCCGCCCCCGGUGACGGCCCGCGCUGCUGUGCAGAAUGGCUGCCCCGCCAGCCCUCAGCUCGGCGGGCCCGGCGAGGAGGCCCGUUCUCCUUCGGUCGACCAGGAGGCGAAGCCUCAUCGGGUGGAGAGAGCUCCCUCAGCGGGGGGACGAAGCUCCGCUGUCAAUUGCACUCACUUUACCUUCGAGGUUGUGUUGGGGCACGAAGAGGAGACCCCGUCUCUGAAAAUUCAUCCCGACGUGCAACUGACGACACCAACCGGGGGGGAUGUUACAGAGGGGGCCAGCGCUGAUGUUUUCCACCGAAAUUGUAUAGAGAAAAAAACUGAACACUUAGAAGAGGAGCAGGUAGAAUGCCUCUUGAAUAGGGGGAGGGAUAUCCAGGUUUGUUGUGAGGUGAAUGGAUUAUCUCCUCCUUACAGGGUCGGAGGGGCAGAGAUUGAGAGGACAUGUACUCCAGAGGGACAGCUUGACCAACUGUUCAAAAUAUCAAGCCUUCCCAAUGGCUUGGAGCAGGAGAGCAGUAACCAUUCCAAACUUAAGGAGACAGAGGAGGAAGAGGAGGGUUUUUCUCCCUCUCCCGUCCCCUCGAAGGAGGAUUCUGUCACCGAAGAGAAAGAAAUGGAGGAAAGCAAGCAAGAGAGUGGCGACGCAGCAAGAGGAGGAGCAGCGUCGGGUAGCGCCCAUCCCAAACCCCACAACAACCGGCUGCAGCCCGUCAGCGUCCCGUACGGAGGGGCGAGACCAAAGCAGCCGGUCAGCCUCAAGCUCCAGAUCCCACAGCCGCUGUCGGGGCAGGUCCAGAAUCAGCUCGGGCCACCGGCCACCAGCAGGAACAAAAACCAGGAGAACCAGUGUCGGAGAAGCACGGCCUCCGAAACUACGGCCAACGGCGCUGAGCAGAGUGCCGGCGGGGUGAACGGGGACGGCGCCGUCCACUCCCCUCCCCCAAUGCCCCCGGAGAGCCCGGACAACGACGCCCAGGCGGGCCAACACGGCGCUCUCUGCAGGAAGCCCGUCAGCUCCCUGGGGGAGGUGGCCCCUCUGUGGGUGCCGGACUCCCAGGCUCCCGUCUGCAUGAAAUGUGAUGUCAGGUUUACCUUCACCAAGCGGAGGCACCACUGCAGGGCCUGCGGCAAGGUGUUCUGUACGUCGUGCUGCAGCCUGAAGUGCAGGCUUGAGUACAUGGACAGGAAGGAGGCUCGCGUCUGUGUCACAUGUCAUUCGGCUCUGACAAGUGCUCAAUCAUGGCAAACGCCGGCCGCUGGAAGCAACCAGAGCCCCAACCCAAACAACCCAGCGGAGUACUGCUCCACCAUCCCCCCCCUGCAGCAGGCCCAGGCCUCCGGGGUGCUCAGCUCCCCUCCUCCUACGGUCAUGGUGCCGGUGGGAGUUCUGAAACCGUCCGGCAACGAGGCCACCUUGACCCGGGAGCAGAGGAGGGUGUGGUUUGCUGAUGGGCUGCUACCCAACGGAGACACAGCAAACGAGUCCCCUAAACCCCCGACCUCCGGCUCAGCGCCCUCACAGUCGCUGGCUAUCUCCAUGUAUUCAAACAAAUCCUCCACUUCUGAAUCCUCAGAGCUCCAGGCAGCCCAUGCCACAACUGCGCCAGUGGGCAGUCCCGUGGGCAGCUCCCUCAGUCUGAUCCCGGAGGACGGGCUCCCUCCCAUCCUCAUCUCCACCGGAGUCAAAGGAGGUACGGGAGGCCACAUCACAGACUACGCAGUGGAGGAGAAGCCGUCAGAGAUCGUCCUCAUGCAACAGCUGGAGGAGGAAAAUCCAGACCCGCUGGUCUUUGUGCUUAACGCCAACCUGCUCGCCAUGGUCAAGCUUGUCAACUAUGUAAACAGGAAGUGCUGGUACAUGACGACUAAGGGCAUGCACGCCGUCGGCCAGGCAGAGGUGGUCAUUCUUCUCCAGUGUCUACCUGACGAGAAGACCAUCCCGAAAGACAUCUUCACCCACUUUGUUCAACUCUACCAGGAGGCCCUCAGCGGCAACGUGCUGGGCCACCUGAGUCACUCGUUCUUCGCGCAGAGCUUCCUAGGCAGUAAGGAGCACGGCGGGUUCCUCUACAUCAGCCCCUCCUUCCAGUCGCUGCAGGACCUUCUGCUGCCCAACCCACCGUACCUCUUCGGCAUCCUGGUACAGAAGUGGGAGACGCCCUGGGCCAAGGUCUUCCCCAUCCGCCUCAUGCUGCGGCUGGGCGCAGAGUACCGAUUUUACCCGUGUCCGCUGUUCAGUGUUCGCUUCAGGAAACCCCUCUUUGGAGAGACCGGCCACACCAUCAUGAACCUGCUCGCAGACUUCCGUAACUACCAGUACACGCUCCCGGUGGUGAAAGGUCUCGUGGUGGACAUGGAGGUGAAGAAGACCAGCAUUAAGAUCCCCAGUAAUCGGUACAAUGAGCUGAUGAAGGCGAUGAACAAGUCCAACGAACACGUGCUGGCCAUGGGAGCGUGUUUCAACGACCGGGCCGACUCCCACCUGGUGUGCGUCCAGAACGAUGAUGGGAACUACCAGACGCAGGCCAUCAGCAUCCAUCACCAGCCCCGCAAAGUUACUGGCGCCUGCUUCUUUGUAUUCAGUGGUGCUUUGAAAGUGUCGUCGGGCUUCUUGGCCAAAACCAGCAUUGUGGAAGACGGUGUGAUGAUCCAGAUCACAGCGGAGACCAUGGACUCUCUACGUCAAGCCCUGAGGGACAUGAAGGACUUCUCCAUCACGUGUGGUAAAGCCGACCAGCAGGAGAACCAGGAGCUCGUCCACAUCCAGUGGACCGAGGACGACCACGACUUCAACAAGGGCGUCAUUAGUCCCAUCGAUGGGAAGUCUAUGGAGUCCAUCAUCAGUGUCAAGAUCUUCCACGGCGCCGAGUUCAAAGCCAACGGCAAAGUCAUCCGCUGGACCGAGGUGUUUUUCCUCCAGAGUGAAGAUCAACCUAACGUCCUGAGCGACCCGGCCGACCACAGCCGGCUCACUGAGAACGUGGCGAGAGCUUUCUGCGUGGCGCUGUGUCCCCACCUGAAGCUGCUGAAGGAGGACGGCAUGGCCAAACUGGGACUGAGGGUCACUCUGGACUCUGACCAGGUGGGUUACCUGGCAGGGAGUAACGGGCAGCCUCUUCUGCCUCAGUACCUGAGCGACCUGGACAGCGCUCUGAUCCCCGUCAUCCACAGCGGAGUGUGUCAGCUCAGCGAGGGCCCGGUGGUCAUGGAGCUGGUCUUCUACAUCCUGGAGAUCAUCUCCUAGGAGUCUUCGGGGCGUCACAUCCAAACAUCAUUUACUUUCUGAUAUUUCACUACAACUGUUUGCACUUCAAGCCUUGGGGGGGAUGAAAGAAGAAGAGUUGGCAUGCCAGGCGGGGUAGCCUUCUUUAAGUCCAACCUAUGCAUCCAGGGGCCGCCUGGGGCCGUGAGGAGGCUCUGAGCGGGGCCAUCUGUGUGUUCUGUGUACCUGAACCCGGUUCGUCUAGUGUUCAUUCAAGGUGCUCCGAGCAGGAAUCGAACACCAGCGAUCAAACUGUUCAGUGUGGCGUUACAGUGCCUAUAAAAAGAAGUAUCACCCCCCCCCCCCCCCCCCCCUCGGAAAGUAUUUCAUGUUUUACUGUCUGUGCAACAUUGAAGUGGAUUUAACGUCUGCAGCGCAUGCAAAAACGUGUUUGCACAAUAGGACACACCUAAACCAUUUUCACACGGACUACUGGAGGGUUUUGUCUUGUCACCAAAUGGUCCAUCUGACCGAACACAGUGGUUUCCCCAUGCUUUCCCCAAUCAGCGGUUUUCUUUCAUCUUUUUUUAAAAGGCGGAUCAUAAGGGUCCUUCAAACGGUAAGAACUAGACGGCUUCAUACAACAAAUGAAACCGUCGGCGAAUAGUUAAGCAAUCAAGUCUUUUAUAUUUUAAACGAACGAUGUCCGUUGAUUCAAUGUUGUAAAACCAUAAAACUUCCAGGGAGAAUGAACCCUUUUCCCAGGUGUUGUGUACAGCCCACCCGUCACCCGCGUGUAACCAUGGCAGCUGGGGCCCUCUGACCUCCGUGUAGCACAGAUGCUCAAACAAGAGACUCGUAUUCACCGCUGAGAAGUCUGGACCUUUUCUUCCUCGUUCAGAUGGGGAGAUGGAAGGUGCGUCUCGGUCAUGUGGUCAUUUCUUUCUCCUUUCUUCCUCUUUUGCACCACGGUGCUCAGUGCCUGCAGCAGCGAGCGGAAAAAAAUGGAAGCUUUACGCGUCUCUCACCAGAUGCUUCAGUUGAUUCAUUUCUUUUCUUUAGGCAUAGUAACUUCUCUGUUUUAACUGCAUCUGUAGCCUCCAUAAGUCCCAGAUGAAGACAGUAUUACUGAAGGGACCGUCGUGACCUCCUCGGACUGACGCUCUGUGAAAACACGUUACAAAAAGCCUUUUCGUCCUGUGAUGGACGCCGACUUAAAACAAAAAGGUUCCAAUGCUUUAUCAAUAAACUUGAUCUGUACAUAAAGCUGAAGAGGGAAAUCUUUUUAAAUCUCAUCCAUCAACUCUUGUUGGAAAAGCCACUCCAGUUAUAUCAGAGAAUAACUGUUGAAGAUGUAAAGCUAUAUAUAUAUAUAUAAACUGUAUUGCAGAAGCAGUGCACUGGAUUCCAAGCCAUUAACGGGAGUGCAGGUGAGCGUCGGGUUGCCGCUUUGUUUCGAAUGAACCUGGUUCUGAAAAAGGCAGAAAAGUUGACUGUAAAGAUCCGGGGUUCCUGCAGAAAGGACAGUUUGACCGACCUGAAGCUGAAUGUAUUUCAUCUCACAUUUCCCUGCAACUAUAUUGUCCCUCCAAAGCCCUGAAAUCAUGAAGGUCCCGCCUGCUUUGGAACCCUGUUGAUCAAAAAAAAAAAAGGCCUCAUCCUCUUCAGUGCAUCUGUAGACCGAUCGCUGCAGCCCGUCUCUCCCUCUGCUCCAGACUGCUCUCCUUCAGCAAUGUGGACCUGGGGAUAAAAAUAAUUUAAAAAAAAAAAACAUCCGAAUGUAUUCCUCCUGUUUCUGCUCAGAUCUGUAAAAUGUGUUUUUUUUUUUUUUUUUUUUUUUCAUUUUCUGGCUAGACUAAUCACCAAAAACCACCGUGUCAACACACUCUGUACAGUGAUCCUCCUGCAUUACGGCAACUUCUCCAUCUGUAAUCAUGCAAAUGUAAAAACCAGAAGUUGUUGACGCAGUGUGGCGACGCAUUUUUAUCGGUAAAAAUCAAUCUCGUCGUCGCAAUUCUAAAUCAGACAAUCACAUGAAACCCUGCGGACGAUGCGUUCAGAUUAGAUCAAUAGCUGUUUUGUAUUUGUUACUCGAUAGUAUUUUAGGAGCCACUGUAGCAAAGUAUUGGUAGAUUCAAAAUGUUCAGUAAAGACUGAAUGAGAGGUCAAAGGUCAGCGGUUCUGGGUUUAUUACUGUGAUGAGACCAGAGUGGGUGUUUCUCAAUCACUGUGUCUCCACUUUGUGACGUCCAUCAACCGCCGCCGGCAGUUUGGUUUUUAUAAAUUAGCAUUAAUGAGGAGAGGCGAGGUUUCCUGUUAUGUUUUUUUGGGGGGGGGCAUUUUCUGAAGUGUGCAAUAUGUCCUGAAUCCAAAUGAAAAAGGUGCAAUUUGUUUGAAAAAGUAGCAAUUUAAUUUUAAUUUUUUUUGUAUUGAGUUGUAAGAUGUGAUCUAAACUUAACACUGCAUGCAAAUAAGCUUUUUAACAAUUAUCUUUUAAUUUUUGGAUGAAACAAAGAUUCUACUCGCUCAGUUCCAUCAUUGCUGUUCCGUUAUAUUAUUUCCUUUUUUUUUUUUUAGUACAUUCAAAACAGUUGGAAAAGCCCAAAACCCUGUCCUUUUUUCCCUUUCAUGCCCCAAAUGUCAAGAAAGGUGAUCUUUAUCAAAAAUUGUAGAAUAUGUAAAAUAAAAUAUAUAGAAAAUGAAUGAGUAGUUUUUGCUUUUUAUCUUGUUUUUAAAAAGUUGUAUUCCUAAAUUGUUUUAUUUUUUUACUAAAUGAAAAAUGCUUGACAGCGGUGAAAUACAAUUUGAACUGGUAGAUUUACAAGUGUAGCAGGCAAAUUAAAUCCAGAAUUUAAAAUAAGCCUUGAUUCUGUUUUAGGGAUUAUUAUUAUUAUAGAUUAUUCUGUAAAUAUGAAGUGUGACGGCAUUAGUCUUUUGUGUGUUUUAACCAAAUAAAAUGAUGGGUAACUCA
This is a messenger RNA of Pungitius pungitius (ninespine stickleback), 6915 nucleotides long. RefSeq names its product zinc finger, FYVE domain containing 9a (gene zfyve9a). Lineage: Eukaryota; Metazoa; Chordata; Actinopteri; Perciformes; Gasterosteidae. The record is from RefSeq and is a predicted model, not a curated record. The transcript is spliced from 19 exons. Gene Ontology annotation, molecular function: metal ion binding. Bases 390 to 3986 code for a protein of 1198 amino acids. Gene Ontology annotation, biological process: endosomal transport. Gene Ontology annotation, cellular component: early endosome membrane.